AUGACAACUCCUCUUGCGCGAAAAUCUGCCCCGGCGACCAGUUCCACUCAAGCCGCCGACUUUUACGGGGAAAGAAACACUGGAAUCAGAAUGGUUUCCACGGGCAAACUUGACGAUGCCGCGGAAGAAGCCCGUAAAAAUCUCAUCAAGUCCAUGGGCAAGAAGCCCCGUAACAGCGUCACUGACAGAUGGAAGCCCAAAGAAGAGCCCACUCAGGAACAAAAGAUUGGGCCGGACCAGAAGAUUCAAAACUCGUACUCUGCGUACGAACAAAGGCGCAACUCGCGAAUCGCCGAACGCACGGAGCAACUCAAGAAACUCCAAAAGGAACAGGAAGAAAAAGAAGCGGAAAGAAUGGCCCGCAUCGAGAAGCGUCGCAAUGAGAGAUUGUCGUCAAUCGGUGGUGUCGGGGAACCGGAUCUGGCAAACGGCGUUAAAGAUCUCAAAAUUGGCGCAGGCGUGUCAAGUUCUAGUGUGCCAGCUUCGCGAAAAACCGCUCCUCUUCCAGCUUCUCUCGACGAAACUAGUAAUUAUCCCCGCCUUUCUCAUCGCUAA
Oikopleura dioica is the source of this 555-nucleotide messenger RNA. Lineage: Eukaryota; Metazoa; Chordata; Appendicularia; Copelata; Oikopleuridae. The record is from the annotation of a GenBank genome assembly.